AUGAAUAAAACCUUAUUAGUAGUUUUAUUAGCAUUAAUUUUAUGUGUUCAAUACAGUUAUUCAUUUAUGUUUGAAGUUAGAGCAGCAGAUGAAAAAUGUAUUGUUGAAGAAUUUAGACAAGACACAUUAGUCAAUGGUAAGUUUGAAGUCUCUGACAGAUUAUCUAAAAAUAUCGCCUUCCAAUAUGAAGUCGUUAUGGCCAGUAUGCAAAUGAAAUUUUAUGUUCGUGGUCCAACUGGUGAUUUAAUUUUAGUUAACCAUGAUGCAUCAACUGGUGUUAUUGCAUUCAAUGCUCAAGAAGCAGGUGAUUAUUCAUUCUGUUUCUUGGACAAUUACAGACCAGGUGCACAAGCAAUGCCAUUAAGUAGAACAGUAUCAUUAGAGAUUAAAACAGGUGUCGAAGCAAAUGAUUAUUCAGAUGUUAUCACUAAAGGUCAAUUAAAACCAUCAGAAAUUGAACUUAAAAAGAUUGAAGAUGUUGUAGACUCAAUUAAAGUUGAAAUCUUAUACAUGAAGAACAGAGAAGAAACAAUGAGAAACACAAAUGAAUCUACCAACUCUAGAGUUGCUAAUUUAUCAAUUUUUUGUUUCUUUGUUUUAAUUGGCUCUGCAGCUUUCCAAAUUAAUUAUUUGAAACGUUACUUCAAACAAAGAAAAUUAAUUUAA
Molecule: messenger RNA, 666 nt
Organism: Dictyostelium discoideum AX4
Lineage: Eukaryota; Evosea; Eumycetozoa; Dictyosteliales; Dictyosteliaceae
Gene: empD
Exons: 3
Coding region: 1-666 (221 amino acids)
Cellular component (GO): membrane
Source: RefSeq, a predicted model, not a curated record